This is a messenger RNA of Labeo rohita (rohu), 6674 nucleotides long. RefSeq names its product gamma-aminobutyric acid receptor subunit alpha-2. Gene Ontology annotation, molecular function: GABA-gated chloride ion channel activity; inhibitory extracellular ligand-gated monoatomic ion channel activity; GABA-A receptor activity. Gene Ontology annotation, cellular component: dendrite membrane; postsynapse; neuron projection. The transcript has 10 exons. Lineage: Eukaryota; Metazoa; Chordata; Actinopteri; Cypriniformes; Cyprinidae. Bases 315 to 1670 code for a protein of 451 amino acids. Gene Ontology annotation, biological process: synaptic transmission, GABAergic; regulation of postsynaptic membrane potential; signal transduction. The record is from RefSeq and is a predicted model, not a curated record.
AAUAAAUAGUGAGCAGUAUGAGAUUCAGUAAAGAAGAUCUGAGAUCACGGCGCGUCGGUGCGUUAGUUAAAGAGAGAGAGAGACGCGGUUGAGGAACAGAGACCCUCAGUGAUGCUCAUAUGCAUCUGAUAUUGUAGUGAAUUAUAAUGGAAAUUCAUUAAAGCUCGUUCCCGAUCCACGUGCGCGCUCUUGAAUAACACUCGUGAUCCGGUUUCAUCGGCUGGGAAUAAACUUUCACAUUCCGGUUGUUAUUUAUCAGCCUUUAUUCAUAAGGACAAAGCGGAUCUGGUGGAUCACAGGUUUGAGUGGCAGAAAUGAGGGAGAGGUUCGCGUUUCAUCUUCUCAUCUUCGUGUUGACGCUGUUUUGGCACACCAGGUCAGUGUCUGCAGAUGCCACAGCAGAUGCCUUCAAAAAUAACAUCACCCUGUUCACACGCAUCCUGGACCGCCUGCUGGAUGGCUACGACAACCGGCUGAGACCCGGACUGGGAGAUCGAGUUACCACAGUGAAGACCGACAUUUACGUCACCAGUUUUGGCCCUGUUUCAGACACCGACAUGGAGUACACUAUUGAUGUGUUCUUCAGGCAAAGCUGGAAGGAUGAACGGCUGAAGUUUGAGGGACCGAUGAAUAUUCUGCGCUUGAACAACCUGAUGGCCAGUAAGAUCUGGACUCCAGACACAUUCUUUCACAACGGAAAGAAAUCUGUAGCACACAACAUGACCAUGCCCAACAAACUGCUGCGGAUCCAAGAUGACGGCACCCUGCUGUACACCAUGAGGUUGACGGUGCAUGCUGAGUGUCCGAUGCAUCUUGAAGAUUUCCCCAUGGACUUCCACUCCUGUCCUCUCAAAUUUGGCAGCUAUGCUUACACAACGACAGAAGUGACGUACACCUGGACAAAGAAUGCAUCCAACUCUGUGGUGGUAGAAGAGGAGAGCUCUAGAUUAAACCAGUAUGACCUGCUGGGACAAACCGUGGGGAACGAAACCAUCAGAUCCAGCACUGGUGAAUACACUGUGAUGACGGCCCACUUCCACCUGAAGAGGAAGAUCGGUUAUUUUGUGAUUCAGACGUACCUGCCGUGCAUCAUGACCGUCAUCCUGUCCCAGGUGUCCUUCUGGCUGAACCGAGAGUCUGUUCCGGCACGGACUGUUUUCGGUGUGACCACUGUGCUGACUAUGACCACUUUGAGUAUCAGCGCUCGUAACUCCCUGCCAAAAGUAGCCUACGCCACAGCCAUGGACUGGUUCAUCGCAGUGUGUUACGCCUUUGUCUUCUCUGCCCUGAUUGAGUUCGCCACCGUCAACUACUUCACCAAGCGUGGCUGGGCUUGGGAUGGCAAGAGCGUGGUCAAUGACAAGAAAAAGGAGAAAGCUUCAGUCAUCAAGAAGAACAACGCCUAUGCCGUCGCGGUGGCGAACUACGCCCCCAACAUCACCAAGGACACGGUCCUCCCCACCAUUGCCAAGGGAAGCGUAGCCGAACAGGGAAAGGCCAAAGCCGACGGCAAGCCGGCCGAGGCGAAGAAAACCUUCAACAGCGUGAGUAAAAUCGACCGCAUGUCCCGCAUCAUGUUCCCGGUUCUCUUCGGGACAUUCAACCUGGUUUACUGGGCGACGUAUUUGAACAGAGAACCCGUGAUCAAAGACAUGGUGCCCUCUAAUUAGACGGCGUCCAAGGUUGCGACGGGUUCCACUAAGCAGGACUAAAGACUAGGCCAAAACCACCCAGGGACUCUGCAUAUAAUCACGCUCCGACGCUCUUUCCCAUCUGCUCCACACAGACGUGUCGUGGAUUGUUGCAAGAUGCCUUUCUCUAUCUCUCUCUAUCUCUCGUCGCUCUUUUCUACAGCUUUUUCAGCAGUGCUUUUGAAAUGACAUUUGCCUUUGUACAUAUGUACGUAGUGAAAAUGAACAUGACGUGUUACGUUCGGUUUGACGUGUUUCGCUCUGUGAGAAUCUGACUUUGGACCUCUAUCUGUGAUAUAGACUAGCAAAUUAUAGUGAUUUAUUUAUUUAUUUAUUUGGUGUACAAGUUCAACUUUUUUGUGACGGUGCUUGUUUUUGAGUAGCCUAUUAAUAUUUUUUUAUAAGACCAAGCUCUUUUGUGCUUAUGGUCUGAUAUUUGUGCUGGGCCCAUACACAAAAAAAACAUGAAAUCAACCGUUUACACACAUUGCUGUAUCUUCACCGUAUGUGAUUUUAUUUUCUUCUAUUGAACCAGGAAUGUUCCUUUAACGGCAUUUUGGAAGAUCCGUUUACUGUCAGUUCUUUGACUAUAUCCCUUUAUAAAGGUCUCUAAUGCAGCAGCAUGUAUCAGGGUUGUGUGGGAAGCUCAUUCAACCUGAACUCCGAAGUCAAGAAGAAACCGCAAUUGCAUGCCAUAUUACUUCCAUAAUGUGCCCUAUUUUGGAGUAAAAUUACUCAACAACAGUAAAAUGCAAGCUGGGAUUUGAUUUUACCCAUUGGGGAUUUAUUUCAUUAUAUAAAAUGAUAUAAAAAUAAGAUUUGGAGAAAUUCAGCAUUACAUCACUUGCUCACCAAUGGAUUCUCUGCAGUGAAUGGGUGCCGUCAGACUGAGAGUCCAAACAGCUGAUAAAAACAAUCACAGUAAUCCACAACCCUUACGAAAAAAGAAGUUUAUUCAAGUGUGCUAUUAGUAUACUUAUUUUAAACAAAAAGUAGGAAACUUUUUAUGUACUUCUCAGAAAUAUACUUAAAAUGACAUUUAAGUAUACUUGACUUAGGCAAAAGUCUAAAUAUAUUUGAGCUAUACUUGUGCUCCUAGAAUCAAUGUUUUCAUUGUUAUAUGGUAAGGGGCACUAGUACACAUCUUCUGUACAGAAUUUCCAAAAAAGUGAAGAAGAAAACUGAAAUAAUUUGUUGAGUCAACUUAAAAUAAUUUGUAACCUGGCUGUCUUAAAAUUUUAAGUUCAGUCAACUCAAAAAAAGUUUAUUCAGCUUGAAAUGUUAAAUUAUACUAAGUGACAACUUAGAUAUUUGAGUUGAAUUAACUUAAAAUUUUAAGGCAGCUGGGUUACUUACCCAUCUGUUAAGUUUACCAAACACAAAUAUCUAAGUUGUUACUUAGUACAACUUAACAUUUCAAGUUGACUAAACUUAUUUUAGUUGACUGAACUUAAGCAGGGUAAAAAUUAUUUUAAGCUGACUCAACAAAUUGUUUUUUUUUUGUUGUUGUUGUUUUUUUACAGUGUACAAGUAUUUAAUUAGUAAACUAUCAGUAUACCUAUAAGUUCACUUUUAGUAUAGCUGCAGUACAAGCUAAAAGCAUUGAUGCAAACUAGUUGUGUACUCAACGUUUACUACUGUUAUACCUAAAAUAUACUUAAAAGUAUACUUUUAUAUACUAGAAAGUGGGCCAAUUUAGUCCCAAGGAGUACUGUAAUAGUACACUUACGAGUAUACUACUAAUACACUGAUAUUUGUAUGCUUACUACAGAAAGUAUACUAAAAAAUAUACUUUAAUUUUACUUAAGUGUACUUAUUAAAAUAAACUUGAAGUAUACAACUUUUUGGUGAGGGAAGUAAUCCACAUGAAUCAUGUCCAUUAAUUAAGAUCUUGUGAAGUGAAAAGCUGCGUGUUUAUGAGAAACAAAUCCAUUAUUAAUGCAUUUUAACUUUAAACCGUCACUAUUGGACUGUUUUUGCUUUUGCAGACUGAAGACAAGACAACUUUUUCACCGGAGAAAGUAGUAUUAUUGUAAUGAUCGAUUUGUUUAUUACAAACAUUUAGUUUGUGGAUUACUUGUGGAUUAUUGCAAUGUUUUUAUCAGCUGUUUGGACUCUCAUUCUGACAGCACCCAUUCACUACAGAGGACAAACUGGUGAACAAGCAGUGUUCAUCGCUCCAAGUCUGUUUUGAUUAAGGAACAAACUCAUCUACAUCUCACAUGUCCCGAGAUUGAGAAUAUUUUAGGAUAAUUUCCAAAAAAGUUUGAUGAUUGUUCAUAAAUGCAGUAUUUUCUAGGUUUUUGUUCAUUAUUUUUAAAGGGGGUCAUCAGAUGCAAAAUUCACUUUUUCAUGUUGUUUAAACAUUAAUGUGUGUUGGCAGUGUAUGUACAAAUCUACCCUAUCAUCUGUAAAAAUAAUAUCCCCUUUUUCAAAUCAAGCCAUUCUCAGAUGCCUGUCGUUGUGGCGUCAGACCGACAGAGGCCACUCCCAUGAUAGUUGAUUGACAUGAGCGUCUUACCUCAGAUCAGCUGUAAUAGUCUGACCUCCAUUGAUUCGAUGUCGGAGCAGGGAUGUAAAUUAGACAAGAAUAUCUCUGAUUGAGCGAUUGAGGUGUUGUGUUGCUGGAUGUAAUAAUCAACUUAGUGGUCGUCAUUUACUCCCGACAUCUGAGCCGCUGAAGAUGCAGUGUAUUAAGUUUGUUUGUGAAGGGAAUGUGCCUCCCUAUCUACACAAACGCGUCUAUGUUCGCUCGAAUCAUUCGUGAUCCAGAGUGAGUGUAAGGUUUUUUUUUGUGAAUCUCUGCCAUCAACUUUCCUAAUAACGUGUUAGUUAGCAAGUUUAGCAGCUAAAUGCAGCUAAAGUAAACAUGCUCGUCACUCCACAGAGAGAAGAGAGGGGCGGGGCAAGCAGAGUUCAUUAACAUUUAAAGCAGCCUCGACCAGAACAGGAUGAUUUUUGCAGAGCUGAUUUUGGCAAGGUAAAAAGGGUGUUAUUUUACACAACCAUUGAGAAUUUUUAACCAAAGUAUAUUAUAGACUUUUCAUUAAGACCCUAAAGAAUCAUAUCAACUUGUGGAAAAUGGGCAUCCGAUGACCCCUUUAAAUUACAUAUGAAUGAAUUAACUAUAAAUACAACAGCAAGUUGAGCUUUCCUCACACCCUUUCAUCAAAGAUGAAGUGUGUCAUUUUUGAUGUUUAAAUACUUUCUUCUUGUUCAAUGUAAAAAUGAUAAGACAUCUGUAUGUUGCCUUCUUAAAGAGUGAAAACACUGUGGCUUUGUGGCACUUUAAGAACUUUACACAGUCUGAUAUGUUUUUGUUUUUCAACCAAUGGUAGACAAGGGGAGUGUUUAGAAACUAGAAUCUGUCUGGUGCCGCUAAUGAUGCAGAAAUGACACACUUCAUCUUUCAUGCUGGAGCUAAGGAAAUUAGCGAACAUGUUAUAAAAUGACAUGAUGAUUUCAUGUUCAGUAAUUUCCUCAUUUUGCCACUGUGCUUUCCUGUAAUUGAACUCUUACAGACAAUGAUUUUUUUGGACCAAAAGACCGAAGUGCUUCAACUGCUGCAUGUUUACAAUUGUUUACCCUCCAAAAUGAAGCUAAAUAUUCUUAAAAUUCAGUGUGCUUCAAAAUAUGAUGCAGUAACAUCAUAUCAGUGUCACUGAAUUCUGCAAAUUUCAAUUGCCUGUCACAGAGUAGACAACAUAUUUUUUGUAUAUAUGUAAGGAAUAUGUGUUCAUGUAGGUGUUGUUGUACACUUGUGUGUGGUUUACCAUGAGCCUGUUUUAUGUUGUCUGUUUGUACAGUUUUAUACACGGAGAAAAAAAAUAAUAACAAGCAUUGCAGAGUUUUCAGGCAAACUUUUAAGUUAUUUAUUUUAAGGGAAAGAUGUAUGAUGUUCAUUUAAGCAUGCUGCGGCCUUUUUGGCUCUAUAGAAAAUGAUCAAAUUGUUUUGAAAUGGUAUACAUUGUUGUUAUGAUUAUUUAUCACUAUUUAUUAUUAAUUUGUUCAUUAUAAAAAAAACAAAUAUACUUUUCUAAUGUUUAAGAGUUCAUAUUAAAGUGUCAAUAUGUUUCUCAAUAUUUUUAGCUAAAGUUUAUUUAAUAAUAUAUUUAUUGAAUUAUAUUUAUUGUCUUUAUUUCUCAGUAUUAUUUGACAUGCUAUCAUAUUAAAUCUAUUUUCCGUGUUAUUAUAAUAUAGUUUAAAGCUCUGCUUUAAUUUUCUCAUUGCUUUGAUUGUACUGAAUAAUGGUUGCAUCUUUGUUAUGCAUAAACUGUUUGAGCAAUAAAAAAAGAAGAGGCGACACGUAAACGUCCUGGCAUGGAAAAGAGCUUUCCACACACAGAAUGUAUAGCUCUCUGUCAUUGUCCUGCUGAAAGACGAGGCAAAUACACCCUGAAUGAAACAUUCGUGUGCCAGUGGUUCAUGUUCUCCGAUGGAAUGUUUUAAACAGAAUGUUUUUUUUCUUGAUGUGUUACAACUGAUUAUUUAAAGGAACAUUCCAUCCAAAAAUAAAUUUUAGAUCUAAUUUAUCCCACUUACAUGAUGCUCUAAAUGCGUAUGCUGUUUUUAUAGUGUUUUUGUGUACUUUUUAGAGGUUUACAGACAAGAUCACUAUGAAGCUGCACGAAGAUCUUUCAGAAAAUCUUCUUUUGCGCUCUUCAGAAAAAAACACCAGCAUACGGGUUUGGAACAACAUGAAGGUUAGUAAAUGACUGCAUUUCACUUUGGGUGAACUAUUCCUUUAAUUGAAAAUGUGGGGAAAAAUCAAUAGUUCUCACUAAUGUCUGUUAUCCUUCUAUAUAAUGAAUAUGUUGUUUCCUAUAAUGUAAAUGUGAAUUUAGGCACACGACCAACAACUGAACCGCUUUAGUCCUUUAACUGCUGGGACUCAUUUUCUAAAAUAUUGGUACUUUCUCUUUCAAACAUCAUUAUACUUACUCUUUCAACAGCUUCUUGCUAAAUAAACAACUAGAACAAAUA